GUUGCGGUUGCGGCAAGAUAGAUGCGGAUGGUGCAGCGAGGAUGCGCAGCCAUCCACGCUAAGACAGGCCGAGCCUUGUGAAGGGAGCGAGGGCGAACAACAAAACGUGUAAGCAAAAAGGUGUAUUUUGCAUUUGCGCUGAUGCGUGACUUUGUCGAUCCCUCGUAUAAAAAAAAAAAUGGAUACACUCAGAGUGGGUCUACGAACUGAUGUGGUAAGAUACGAAGCAUUGAAUUCGUUAAAUGAUGUUGAUAUCCAGUCACGAUUGAUGCAACAUCCACAACCAUUGAGCUUGAUGGCGAAAACUAAAGGAGUCCUUUUAAGAUGACACUCACAGGGCCACCUGACUUAUUGGUAUCAAGUGUGCAUCGAGACAUAAAAAUUACCCGCAUUUCAUCCCUCUCCAAAUCCUUGCAACUCUCCAAAGAAUGUAAUUCUUUAAAUUGCAGCACAUUGGAAGACAUUAAAAGCAAGGACGAUAAGCAGCACUGCCGUAUUUUGGAAUACAACUCACAGGAAUACCCAAAACAUCCUAAAUACUCAAUGCAUUCCCCACACAAGAAGACUGACAGGCAUGGAGCUAACCCAGAUAUUGUCUGGAAUGCCCUGGGUCAUCAUCAGCGGUACCGCUUUUCUGCUCCAGACAUUUUCAACUAUCGGUUAACAUCUCAACCAAUGGAUUCCAGUAUAAACAGUGAGCCUGCCGUCCCUGAGCAAAAACGAAGAGCUCGGUCAAAAAGUGCGCCUCGAGUCCAAACUAAUCUCACCCCUAUAUCAUUUGAGUCCUCAUCCUCUGGGAGGAAGGGAAGGGAGUCCCGAUGCACCGUUGGAGAAUCUCAAUGGAGACCUGCUUUCUCACCACGUAAGGAGUCCUCCUAUGCAGCUAAUAGAGCUCAUGAAGGACAUCCUGUUGGACUUCAACCUCAAAUAAGUAGUAACAACAGAUAUUCACCACAUUAUGUAGCUAAUACGUAUGAGGAGGCAUUGCUGGAUAAACCGGCAACCAGCCCUCAUGUCAGAUGUCGGGUAGACAUCAAACCAAAUGAUUCGGCAUUACAUCACACUGGACAUAAACCUCCUCCUCCUCAAAUGGACAUCCCCUGGCAAAGACACCACAAUUGGGGGGGUAGGAGCCUGACCGUGCCCCGCCAUUUCUCCUAUUCCAGAGUACCAACGCCCACAGAUUCAUUGGGCACAGAGAGUCAGCAAGCUUCUCAAAAUUCCUACAGUCUGCCAAAUAAGUACAAACACCAAAUGGAAGUUCCUUUCGAAGGGAUGUCUUCUUCUGGAUAUGACAUGGAAAACAGGACUCACUCCAGCCCUCACAUGCCAAUCCCAAUGUUUUAUGAAGAGGAUCCUAGUAGAUAUGUUACCACUGCUCCUCCUCAGCCCAGUUCUUAUUUUCACGAUCAACGUAACACAGGACAAGCCUCUAAAGUGCAGUAUGUACACGAUCAAAGAGGUCGAGCGGUGCAUGCUGUGGGUGCAAGGCCUUACUACAAUGAAAUGGAGCACUAUCCAUACACUUUAGGGGCAGGGUAUCCAAAAUCCUUUGCAGCAAAUGAGCCAGGGCCAUAUAUCAUACAACCGCAACCAACAAGAAUAUUUUAUGGGGAUGAUCCGAGGUCAUAUCAAAUUCAGACUGCUCCACCAAGGUUUUUUUAUUCACGGGACAUUCAUGCCAUGCCACCACAGCACCAUAUCCCAGCAAGGGCACAUUAUACAGACAACCAAAAAAAUGUGAAAAUUAUUCCGGCACACACAGAUGACUGGUACAGUUCAUAUGCUUCUAGGUAUUCCUCUAAUCCGGUAUCUUACGUGUCCCAAGUCACUCCAACCAGAGUCCAACAAGAGGCCGUGUUCAUGCCUUGGUAUUCUAACCCUUCUGCAGAAACUCAAAGAAUUGGCACAGAUUCUAAAUCCUACUCAAGAUCAUUGGAUGAUAUUCUCUCCUCGCAUCCAGAGAGGGAACAACCCCCUUCUGUUCAACGGCAUCAGAGCUAUCAUGAUCUCGAUCCACGGAAACCUGUAGGAGCCUCAGAUGACAAACCACAGCCAGUUGUCGUCAAUCUCUCCACUUCACCAAGACGUUAUGCAGCUUUAUCCAUGUCUGAUAACUGCUUGAUUGACCAAAGCCCUCCAGCAACAUCGACAAACACAACAAGCAAACAGUGGUUAGUAACUCCCGAGAUUACAAUCACUGAUAAUGACUUUCGGACUGGGAAUCUUAGGAAGGCUGAAGGCAAGUCUGCCAGUUGGGAGAUGCUAGACUCGAGAGGCGCUGAAGAUCAGAACGACAAUAAAGCCUCAACCAAAGAAAAGCCACACGACAACUCUCUUCAGCAAAGCCUUGAACAACUUGAUGAGCUGCUGGCUGAUCUUGUGACUGACUACAAACCGCCCAGUCGAAGGGCGAGCGAGGACAUACUGGAUCAGCUGAAGAAGCUAAUUGACGAGGAAGAGGCUGUAUGUCUGUCAAGGAAGAGCUCGGAGGCUGUUGCAGAAGAACCACCUCCUCUUGACAAGCAACCGACUUCAAUAAGAUUAAAUCCCAAUUCAUUGCAAGAUAUGGAUGGCCCAAGUGAUGCAAUGAAGGGGGGAGAUGAAUGCUCCCCGGAUCAGAGCCCGGAUGAGGAUGACACAAUGAUGUGUUCAAACAACAAAUGCCGGAGAACCGAAACUCUGUUCAAUGCUUGCCUUUACUUUAAAUCCUGUCACAGCUGCUACACCUAUUACUGCUCUCGCAACUGCCGAAGAGAAGACUGGGACAUUCAUAAAGAGAGUUGUGUUUAUGGCAGGAUUGGCAGCUCAUGUCGACAUAUCAUCAAACACUGUCGUGAGACUAUUGAAGUCCACAAAGCCUUCUCCCGUCUUGCCAAAGUUGGUUAUCUUUCUCGAGGUAGAGGCGUACUCUUCCUAGGUUUCCCAAACACUGUGUCUUCCAGUAACUUUUUGCAGGCAGGCCUGGAUAGUCUACCUAUGUCACCGACAUACUUGUCCCUAAGAGAGCUUGAAAGUUUCAAAGACAACCUUGGGGAGUACUGUAAAGAGUUGCAAGAAGCUGGAAAAGAAUAUGACCCAAAUGAAUGUUUUAUCUUGAAUGUAUCCAUUGCGGUUGGUGAGCAGCUGCCUGAUGGACCUUCACCAAGGAAUCAAUCUCCAGCCGUCAGAAAAUAUGCAAAGGUUGCUCUGGCUUCUUUUAGCCCUGACAGAAAGAUCCACAAGAAACAGGGUGAGAUGGAAACCCUGAUCCUAACUCCACCGCCAGGAACAGCAGAUAUUGACAAAGCAGGAGAAGAAGGCAGGAAGGCCAGAGAAAUCUGUUUUAUCAAUAUACAACGAGAGUUAAGGAUUCGAGGAGUGUUCUUACGCCAUGAAUACCCACAAGUGUAUGAGCAGCUUUGUGACUUUGUGGAAAAUAACCUAAGAUUCACCCCCACCACUAUUUAUCCGAUUGAUAAGAGGACAGGUAAACAGUUUAUGUGUAUGAUUAUGGCUGCCUCUGAGCCAAGAACAUUGGACUGGGUAGGGACUCCGCAUCUCCUUGAUGACAUCAUUUAAAUGCACAUAUGUGUUUGUGCACACAAACUAUACUGUACCUUUUAUUAGUUUAUUUAUUUUAUCAGUCUGAUUUUUUAACAGAAUAGUGUACAUUAUUUUUAACAUGCAGAACAUAGAUUUUAAUCCAAGUUAUUGAUCUGUAUUUUGGCUGCUUACUGUUACAUAGACAGCAUAUUUCCUUCACAAGGAGUGUCCCAAUAUUUAAUAAUGUAUUAUAGAGAAAAGAUUCAUUGUUGUGUUCUUGACAUCAAAGAAAUUCUAUGCAAUGACGAUUUCUGAGUAAGGGAUGACAUUUUAUACACACACAAACAAUUUUAUUGGUGAUUAUCAUGAUAAUAUAUUUGGGUGCAAGUAAUUUAACAUAAAUGUAUGAUAUAAAAUCAGUUGCAGUAAUGUUAGGAAGAGAAUUAUUAAUUCCAAAGGGGUGGGAAGAAAAGAGGCUUUAGCAGAUCUUGAAUGACCACAGAGUUUGAUGGUUAAUAAAUGAAACAUGAAACUGAAAAGCUAAUUUAAAAAAAAAUGAAAAUGAAAAGCUAUAUUAUC
Messenger RNA from Hippocampus comes (tiger tail seahorse), 4104 nucleotides. RefSeq names its product apical junction component 1 homolog (gene ajm1). Lineage: Eukaryota; Metazoa; Chordata; Actinopteri; Syngnathiformes; Syngnathidae. The transcript is spliced from 2 exons. Gene Ontology annotation, biological process: cell-cell junction organization. Gene Ontology annotation, cellular component: apical junction complex; plasma membrane. The record is from RefSeq and is a predicted model, not a curated record. The coding region runs from base 325 to 3561 and encodes 1078 amino acids.